AGACUUUUCACAGUUAUUUCAACAAAUCAAUUCAUUUUAGACUGGUGGGAUGUGAAAAGUUUCAGUUACUUUUUAAUGUGUUAAGAAAAUAGUCAAAUCUCUCUUACACUUAUUGCUUAAACGCACUGAAGACAAUUCAUUCUAUUCCUGGUGAUCUAUUUAUCUAUCAAGAAAUAUGUCAGGACAAUCAAAAGGCCAAGUGGUGAAUAUUCCUGUGAAUCGUGAACCAAGAUCAUUUGAGAAGCAAAGACGUGAUCUGUUGACAAGUUUGGAGAGUAGAAGUAACACUAGUGGUAGUCAUCCUGGGAAAUCUCUUACACAAUAUCAUGAAGACUGGUCUAACACAGUGAACAAGUGGGUUACUUCAACUUGGAAAAAAUGGGAUGAAGAUAUGAAUCGGUUGAGAAAAGGAAUGUUUGAAUUAUUGCCUGCGGAUCAUUUCACUCACUCAACUAAUCAGGAUAAGUCUAUUGUGACACAUAAAGUAGAAGAUCAUGGUCGAGACAGAAUGAGUUCAAAGGACGCUCUAUCUACUGGUUCAGUAUCUGAUUUCUUGAAAGAUGUUUAUGAGAUUGGUGAAGAUGGGAAAGUUUAUUUUAAGGUGAGGUUUAAUGCAAAGGGCUUUGACCCAGAAGAUAUAAAUGUAACAUCGAAUAACAACCGUUUGGUUGUGCAUGCAAAGAAGGAGACAAAAAGUGAUGGUGGAAAGUCUACCCAUGAAUUCUGUCGCACAAUUCAGCUUCCUCCGAGUGUUGAAGUUAAUCAACUGAAAUGUCGUCAAACAAAUGAUGGUGUUUUGAUAUUGGAGGCACCAGUAAAGGUUCCUGAGCACCAAUCACUGACAUUGAAUGAGUCUGGCCAGAUAGGUAUUCGCCCAAAAUCCAGUGUUCAGCUCCAGACGGUCCCUUCUUCAAAGGUUCUUACCGUGAAAGGUACCAAGGGUUCAACGGUUUUAGAUGAUGGAUCCGGUGGCAAGCGAUUACACAUAGAAGUUCCAGUAGAUUCUACCUAUAAACCUGAGGAUUUGUGUGUAACUGUUGAUUCUAAUCGUGUUGUGGUUAAAGGACGUCAUCAAAAGGAGCAGAGUGAUGCUCAUGGGAAGUCAGGUUCGUUCACCGAGUUCACUCAGUCGUAUACAGUCUCUGAGAUGGUGGAUCCAUUGUCUGUUUCUGCACAGUUGAUAGGAAAUACUUUGGUCGUGGAAGCUCCAUUAGUGAAGCACAAUGCCAUUACUCACUAGAAGAGUACGAUUUAGCUCAAAAUGACUAUUAUUUAAUUCACUCAUUAUGUUAUGAUAACCCAAUACAUAUAGUUCAUUAACCAAA
Molecule: messenger RNA, 1325 nt
Organism: Trichobilharzia szidati
Lineage: Eukaryota; Metazoa; Platyhelminthes; Trematoda; Strigeidida; Schistosomatidae
Source: the annotation of a GenBank genome assembly